CGCAGAGGUAGCACAGCAUGAAUGAAUAGAUCGCGGCAGCACACCAGUAGCCCUCUAACUUUGGUUGUAACUUUAAAAAGAGCAAUCUUUGGGCAGGAGAUUUUAAUCUGCGUUUUUUUGUAAACUGCAUCGACUAAAGGGUGUAGUUUACGUUUCGAAGCUAGCUACCUAGCCGCUUAUCUGCAGUCUCGUCAAACGUUUGUUGACAGUCCCGUUUUAAACGUUGCCUUCAAAUAUGUCAGAGGCACAGGACUCCAAGAAACGCAACAAGAAGCGGUACGGCGGGGGUCAACGGAGCAAACGGUACAAGGGUUCCCGGGAGCUCGAGGUGGGCAUGCAGGGCAUUCUCAUCACGUGCAACAUGAACGAGAGAAAGUGUACAGCGGAAGCUUUCAAUCUACUCAACGAGUACGCCGACAAACUGUACGGACCGGAGAAUGGAGGAGAGGAGAGUGGGAGUGAGGCAGAGGAGGGUGAGGAGGAAGAUGAUGCAGAGGCGGCACUGAAGAAGGAGGUGUCCCAGCUACGCUGCUCCUCCCAGAAACACCAGCUCAGGUUCCGGGCGCUGGACAGCGGAGCCAACAACGUCAUCUUCAUCAGGACCACCAACCUGGAACCAGACAAGUUGGUGCAUCACAUCCUGUCUGACCUCCACACCUCCAAGAAGAAGAAGAGCCGGGUCAUCCUGCGCAUGCUGCCGGUGAGUGGGACCUGCAGGGCCUACCAGGAGGACAUGGACCAGUACCUGGGUACAUUCCUGGAGCCUUGGUUCAAAGCCCCCAGCUGCAGCUCCUACCAGAUCGCCUUCAAGGCUCGCAACAGCAGCCACAACAAGAGGGACGACGUCAUCAAGGCCCUGGCAGGUCUGGUGGGUAAGAUGAACCCUAAGAACAAAGUUGACCUAACCAACCCAGAGCUGACCAUCAUCGUGGAGGUCAUCAAGAGUGUGUGCUGUGUCAGCGUGGUGCGCCACUACACGCUCUUCAGGAAGUACAACCUGCAGGAAGUUGUCAAGGAUGACACGUCCAAACAGGAAGAGACCGGCGCCAACCAGGAAGUUACUGGUACCAAGCAGGAAGUGGAACCGGAAGUGGUCGCCACCAACCAGGAAGAGAAGGAGAAGCAGGAAGUGAGAGAGACUAGGGAUUGUGAGGAGGAGAAGGAGGUCCUGUAACAGCACAACUAGAGAGAGAAGGAGAGAAUGUGUGAAUGAAUGAGUAGCUCGUUGGUGCACUGCUGUCCUCCCAGUGUGUGUGCACCUGUGCUGACCAGUUUGUGUGUGUGUGUGUGUUGUGAUCUCCAACCGUAGUGUUAUUGAUGAUGACUUGAUGCACCAUCGGACGUUUUAAAAUCCGCUUCUCUCCGCAACAACCCUGUCCUCUCCUUCUCUUCUGAUCAUCUAAACCUCCCCCCUUUCAUCUGCUCUCUCCAUCUUGUUUUGACUUUUUUAUUAAAUGGGAGUGUGGUUGGUCGAUACCAUUAGUAUGAUGUCAUAAUGAAAAGGUAAGAGGGAGACAGACAUGUUUGUAGGAAAACAGGAACAUUAGUUCUUAACCCUUCAUGAUUUGUGUUUGUAAAGGAGAGGGGAUCGGGGAGAGGGGAUCGGGGGCAUUGCUUCUCUAAGUUUAGUUUAUCCUUCAUUUCUUUUUUUAAGGAUUUUCUUUUUUAUCCACUACUGUUGUGUUGAACGUUGACUGUGUUGCAGACUUCCUGUCUAAACAGGAAGUACUGCUGACUUCUGAACAGGUUCUACCUGUUUAACUGAACAGCUACCCUGAGUAGCUCCGACAAAUAAAUAGAUUUUUUGGUGUUUUA
Molecule: messenger RNA, 1815 nt
Organism: Osmerus eperlanus (European smelt)
Lineage: Eukaryota; Metazoa; Chordata; Actinopteri; Osmeriformes; Osmeridae
Gene: thumpd1
Product: THUMP domain containing 1
Exons: 5
Coding region: 236-1174 (312 amino acids)
Biological process (GO): tRNA modification
Molecular function (GO): RNA binding
Source: RefSeq, a predicted model, not a curated record